This is a messenger RNA of Cylicocyclus nassatus, 311 nucleotides long. The record is from the annotation of a GenBank genome assembly. Lineage: Eukaryota; Metazoa; Nematoda; Chromadorea; Rhabditida; Strongylidae.
GGCGGUUUUAUAAGUAGAGCAGUCGCCUUUUCAAACCGAUUCGUAACAACGCGAAUGAUCUCGUUUCCCUUGCUGAUGCUACUAGUCUCAUAUUCGGAACUGGAGCCAACGCACGUCCCGGAGCUUCCUGUCGUUCCCAUGCGAGUGAGAAUCACCAUUAUUGGCGACUUGGACCAACCACCUAAAGAACAGCAAGUUUGUCAUUCUGAGAGCUACGGACACAGGUGUUUUUAGAGAGAGGUCAGAUUUACCUCAACUGUUCCGAUCUUCUUAUGAGACUAUUGCGGGUACAAUAAACAUUGUCGAAUCUC